AUGGGUCAAGAUAAAAUAAAAAGUCCACCAAAAAUUCUGGAUGAAACAUUAAACUUUACUAAAUCUGAUAAUAUUCAAAAUAUUUCUACUAAGAGUGAACAAAGUGAUAAAAAAUAUGUAUGUAAACAUACUGGAUGUAAUGCAGCAUAUUUUAAACAAUCUCGAUUAGACAGACAUAUAAGAUUACAUACAGGAGAAAGGCCUUAUAAAUGUGAUUAUCCUGAAUGUAUCAAAGCUUAUACUAAUUCUAGUCAUUUGAAAAGACAUAUGGAAGUGCAUAAUCCUACAAAGAAAAGAUUACAAUGUAGCAAAUGUUCUCUAAUGAUCAGUAAUUAUCAUAAUCUAAAACGUCAUUAUACACGUGUACAUAAUAAUGAUAACAUUUUAACAUGUAAUGAGUGUAAUGCAGUAUUUAGUAAAAAGCAUCAAUUAGUUCAGCAUAUUGCUAUACAUUUUGAUGUGACUUCAUACAAAUGCAGUAAAUGUAAUAAGGGAUACUUAAAUAUAAAACGAUUGAAACGUCAUGAAACAAUGCACGAAAAAGGACAGAAAAGUUAUCCUUGUCAAAUUGUACAAUGUUCUGAAGUUUUUGAUAAAUGGGCUUUACUUUGUAAACAUAAAAAAACACACCAUAUUAAUGAUUAUAAAUGCGAUCAAUGUGAGAAAGCAUUUUCAACUAAAACUCGUUUAAAAAUCCAUUCCAAAAUUCAUGAAAAAUCUAGACUUCUAAUAUCUUGUCCAUAUAAAGAUUGUGAAAGAUCGUCAGAGAUUUAUUUGUGA
Molecule: messenger RNA, 780 nt
Organism: Vespa mandarinia (Asian giant hornet)
Lineage: Eukaryota; Metazoa; Arthropoda; Insecta; Hymenoptera; Vespidae
Biological process (GO): regulation of transcription by RNA polymerase II
Molecular function (GO): RNA polymerase II cis-regulatory region sequence-specific DNA binding; DNA-binding transcription factor activity
Source: RefSeq, a predicted model, not a curated record